Molecule: messenger RNA, 1032 nt
Organism: Geosmithia morbida
Lineage: Eukaryota; Fungi; Ascomycota; Sordariomycetes; Hypocreales; Bionectriaceae
Product: 3-dehydrosphinganine reductase
Exons: 3
Coding region: 1-1032 (343 amino acids)
Biological process (GO): sphingolipid biosynthetic process
Cellular component (GO): endoplasmic reticulum membrane
Molecular function (GO): 3-dehydrosphinganine reductase activity
Source: RefSeq, a predicted model, not a curated record
AUGGAAGGGAAAACAGUGGCCGGGAUCGUCCUCGCUUCCCUGACUAUCCUCUACGCCGUCCACUCGAUGGGUCUCUUUGCGAGGAACAAGAUGCCCGUUGAGGGCAAGACUGUUCUCAUCACCGGCGCUUCCGAGGGCAUGGGCCUAGCUGUGGCCAAGCAGCUCUCAUCCAAGGGGGCCAAUGUGGUCCUCGUGUCUCGGAGCGUAGACAAGCUCAAGGCCGCGCUUUUGGAAGUCAAGGCUGCCGCGCGCGACUCCGGCACGCAGCGAUUCCACUACAUCUCGGCCGAUGUAUCCGCCCCGUCGUACGCGGGACCCGUGCUGACCGAGACGAAGAGGUUGAAUGGCGGACAACCCCCGGACAUUGUAUGGUGCAUAGCGGGGUUGGCGACGCCCGAGCUCUUCAACGACAUGGACAUGGUAUCCAUGCGCCGGCAGAUGGACGUCAACUACUUUGGCACGGCGGAGAUGUGCCAGGCCGCGCUGCGCGAGUGGCAGGCACCCGAGGCGCCCGUCGAGGCCACGCCGCGCCACCUGAUCCUCACGUCAAGUGCCAUCGUCUUCUUCCCCGUGCCCGGGUACCUGCCAUACUUACCGUCCAAGUUUGCCAUCCGCGGUCUGGCCGAGGGUCUGAGCCGCGAGGCCCUGCUGUAUCCGCAAAGGGUGGAAGUGCAUCUCGUCUGCCCGGGGACCAUCUUGUCGCCUGGGUUCGAGAGGGAGGAGAAGAUCAAACCCGAGAUCACCAAGCAGCUCGAGGCGUCGGACCCGAGGCAGACACCCGACGAAGUGGCCAGGAGCUCCAUCCGCGGGCUGGAGAACGGAAACUUCUUCGUCACCGUCAACCUCUUCAACUGGCUCAUGCAAGUCGGCACCCUGGGCAGCGCAAACCGCAACGGCACUGGAAUCCUCGACUCCAUCGUCGCCUGUCUCAUGUCGUUCAUCAUCUGGCCUAUUGUGCACUUUGCCCUGCACGGUGAUAUCAAGAAGUUUGGCAAGGCCAAUGGCCAUCCGUCAACAUACAAGAAGGAUUAA